Cryphonectria parasitica EP155 is the source of this 4610-nucleotide messenger RNA. Its product is annotated as FAD/NAD(P)-binding domain-containing protein. The record is from RefSeq and is a predicted model, not a curated record. Lineage: Eukaryota; Fungi; Ascomycota; Sordariomycetes; Diaporthales; Cryphonectriaceae. The transcript has 5 exons. Bases 1 to 4269 code for a protein of 1422 amino acids. Gene Ontology annotation, molecular function: oxidoreductase activity, acting on CH-OH group of donors; flavin adenine dinucleotide binding.
AUGGCAGGGGAAGAUCCAGCCCCGUCCGGCGCGUCGAUCCACCAGGACAACAGCACAGACCUGAUGAAUGGUGGGCCUUCUCUCCACCAUGAACACGCAGCACCUCCAAAGGGCGUCACCUGGCCGACAUCUCCCUCUCUCCUCACAGAACUCGGCGCCGAGGACCGGGACCGCGCGACAGCCAGCCAUGCGACCCACCAGGUGCCCGUCCCUGGCCCUCACGAGGGCAACGUCGGCGGCCCACGGUCCAGGACGUACGCCAGCGUCAGAUCUUACGCCGAUGAAGAGGACCGCGCUGAGGGAGGAGCCUUCCCCCACAUCUCGAAGCCCGUCGAGCUUCUGCGCAAUAGUUAUGACUGCAUCGUCAUCGGCAGCGGGUACGGAGGCGGAGUUGCUGCCAGCCGAAUGGCGAGGGCUGGCCAGAGCGUCUGCGUGCUGGAGAGGGGCAAGGAGAAGUGGCCUGGCGAAUACCCCAGCGGCUCGGAGAGUGCCCUCGAGGAGCUGCACUGGAGCGGUACUUUCCAGCCGAGCUCGUACUGUGAUGGUAUCGCUGUCGACGGUGGUGAUCCUACGGGCAUGUACCACUUGAUUUUUGGAAAAGGCCAGAACGCAUUUGUUGGAAAUGGUCUGGGCGGCACCAGCUUGAUCAACGCCAACGUCUUCCUCGAGGCCAACCACGAUUCCCUCAGCAUGCAGGCGUGGCCUGAAGAGAUCCGAAAUAAUCCUACCUGUCUGGACAGCUCAAAAAAGGUCCUCGACCCGCAGCAGUACCCGGCUGACUGGCCCAAGCUGCCCAAGCUUGACCUCCUAGAGAAACAGGCCGAGGCUCUCAGUAUGCGCGAGAAGUUCAGGCGCGUCCAUCAGACGACCCGUUUCCGCAACGGACCCAACAGCUGCGGCGUCGAGAUGCUACCCUCGGCCCUCACAGGCCAAGACGCCACAGGCGUUAAUGACGGCUCCAAGACCACCACCCUCGUCACCUACCUCGCCGAUGCCUGGAACUGGGGCGCCGAGAUGUUCUGCGAGUGCGAGGUGCGGUAUAUUGAGAAAUGUAAGGAUCCUAACCGUGGCGGGUACAAUGUGUACUUUGCCUGGCACGGCCGGAACCGAGGCCACUUCAAGGCCAACCUGCACGACGAUCUUAUGUGGGUGCACGCCAAGGAGGCUGUGUUUCUGGGUGCUGGUGCCAUUGGUACCACCGAGAUCCUGCUCAGGAGUAAAGAGCUGGGCCUGCACAUGAGCGACCAGGUUGGCCUGAACAUGUCUGGCAACGGAGACAUGCUGGCCUUUGGCUAUAACACAGACCAUACUGUCAACAGCAUCGGGAGGCCGUUCCCUUCACCAUAUAACCCUGUGGGCCCUUGUAUCACUGGCAUCAUCGAUAACCGAGAGGGUCACGCUAACCCGCUGGACGGCUACGUGAUCGAGGAGGGUACUGUUCCCAAGGCAUUAGCACCCUUUUUCCAGGCAAUGCUGGACAUGAUGCCUGGCAGUAUCUCCUCGGAGGAGGGCAUCACGGCCAAGGCCCAAGCCUCCCUGGCCAGAUGGGGUAGUCGGAUACUGGGUCCUUAUUUCAAAGACGGGGCCAUCGAGAGAACCCAGGUGUACCUCAUCAUGUCACAUGACAGCAACCAGGCGGUGCUUAGCCUCAAAGACGGCAAACCAGUCCUCGAGUUCCUGGGCGUGGGACGAAGCGACCACGUCAAAGAGCUCAACACUGUCCUGGCCAAGGCGACCAAGGCCGUCGGAGGCACUCUUGUCCAGACCCCCUUCUUCGCCUUGAUGGGCGAACAAGAGGUCACCGUUCACCCCAUCGGCGGUGCCUGCAUGGCUCGCGAUGGCACUGCUGCCACUGGUGUCGUCAACCAUGUUGGCGAGGUUUUUACCAAUGAAGGAGGUGAGGAUGUCGACCGGGCCGUCCACGAGGGCCUCAUCGUUAUGGAUGCAGCCGUCAUUCCUGCUGCGCUUGGGGCGAACCCUUUUGCCACCAUCACCGCACUCGCAGAGAGAUCCGUCGAGGCGUACUGCCACAAGAAAAGGCUGGAGAUCAAGCGCGACGAGAACGGCAUCCUGGACCUCUUUGGCGAACCUCAGCAGAGAAGGAAGAAGAGGUCGAGUACCAGGAGCACUAUGAGCAGCAGCAGCGACGACAACAAGAUGCCGUCGACGAUGACGGCGACAAUGGCACAGGAGAUGGCUAUCGAGCGCGCCGAUAUAGACAGCGUCAACGGUGCCGCGCACGUCAUCAGCAGCGCCGACGCAAUCAAGGCGAGCGGCUUCGGCUUCACCGAGGUCAUGUCGGGCUUCAUCCACCACGACGAGGAGGGUAUGAGGGAGGACAGACGGUCAACAUACGAGCUGGGCUAUCGCACGGCUAAGAGCCUCUGCGAGAGUGCGCGCUUCUUCCUCAGCGUCCAGGCCUUCAACGUCAACAAUAUCGUGCAGAACGACCAGCACAAGGGAAUGCUGACGGGCACCUUUGUGUGUCCUACCAUUCCAGGCUCGCCCUUUAUGGUCCAGAGGGGCCAGUUCAACCUUUUCAAGCUCGACCUCAAGGCGCCCGGCACCCGGAAUUUGACCUACGACUUUGACAUGACGGGCGUCAGCGGCGAGCUGCUCCAUUUUCACGGCUACAAGGUGGUAGACUCAUCCGUCGCCCUCUCCCCUUUCCAAUUCUGGCGGUCCACGACCACGCUGUACGUGACCAUCAGCAGGAAGAAACAGACCGACCCUAUCAUGCCCAUCAUCCCAGGUGAUGGUGUCGAGGACGACGACGACGCCACCGAUGAGGCCUGGCGCAGGAUGCACGUCGUCGCAAAGGGCAUCAUGCACAUCCAGCCAGCCGACUUCUUCUCCGAGAUGAUGACCCUCUCGCCGACGGGCAGCUCGAUCCUCCAGAAGGCCAUGUCCGCAGCCAGCUUCAUGACAUUCUUCACCCGCAAGUCCAUGUCCCUGUUCCUCGCUCCCUUGACCUCGCUGCAGUAUCCUUCGACCACGUAUUCGUCCUACGUCAACAACACCCUUCCCGAUAAGUCUUUCGAUAUCUGGUCCAUCGACAAUGUCUGCACAAAAAUGCACAUGUGGAACGCGACGCACCCUCCUUCAGACGGCAGCCCCAUCCAGGACCUCUUCAUGAUCCCAGGCGCCAGCGUCGACCACCAGAUCUUUGCCCUGCCCACCAUCCCCUACAACGCAGUCAACUACUUCACCCGCGCUGGAUAUCGCGUCUUCGUCACCGUCCACCGCAUCGGCUCCGUCAUGAUUGCCGAGAACGACUGGACCACCUUUGACGCGAGGCUUGACCUGAAAGCAUGCCUCCAGACCAUCCGCAAGCUGAACCUCCACGAGCACAAGGAGAACACGGGGCUCAGUGACAAGGAGCUGACCAGGAGCGGAUGGCAGCCGCCCAAGACCUACUGCAUCGCCCAUUGCAUGGGCAGUGUCGCCUUCUCGUGCGGUCUGCUAGAUGGGACCAUCCCCAGCGCCUGGAUCAAGGGCAUCUCCUGCUCGCAGGUUUUCAUGAACCCCAUCUGGAACACGAUGAACCUGAUCAAGGCCACCGCAGGCCCCAUCCCCCUCGAUAAGCUUUACAAGAUGCUCGCGGGCAACUGGUUCAGCUGCUCCACCUCACGCGAUGAUAGCCUCGUCCAGAAGGGGCUCAACCAGCUCCUGCGCUUCAUGCCCGACGCGAGGCGCGAGAUCUGUAACAGUGCGAGCUGUCACCGCAUCACGCUUACGUAUGGCCGGUGUUGGAACCACUGCAACCUCAACGAGGCCACACAUCGUCAGAUCGACCGCUUCUUUGGCGGUGUGAACAUGCGCCUGCUCCACCUCCUCAUGAGGAUGGGUGUCGACGGGCACGUAAUGGGCAAUGGGCCCCUCUUCGAGACGCUCACCACGAACAAGAACAUCGAGAGGCUGCGUGGUAUACCUUUUCUCCUCUUCGUGGGCGCCGACAACGCAGUUCUGAGUCCAGAGGCCACCGAGAGGACUUAUGAGAAACUGUGUGAUGUCUUUGGGACCAGGGCCGGCGGCGGGGCUGCUGGGGUUUUCGGCGAGGGUCGUGAUGACAGUGGCAUCCAGUAUCGCCGGCGGGUCGUGCCUGGUUAUGGUCACCUGGACUGCUGGAUGGGCCGGAACGCGUGGAAAGACGUGUAUCCUAUGGUCCGGGAGGAGGUCGACCGUGUGUGCCAUGGCGACCGAUACCACUUCAAGGAGCCUGAUGAUAGGUUUAAGAUGAUGGUUGACAAUGGCGAAUUACUCUACUAAGGAGGAUGUAGUUGUCGAGGAAGGGCGAGUUAAGUUUCUUCUCUUUCUCCCUUCCCAUGUGAUGGAAUUACGAGGCCUGCUUCUUUUUGGAUUUCUUCUUCAUCUGUAUUACUUUUUAUUUUUGGAAAUCUUGCACUAUUCAUAUGGAGCAGAGGUUUGGUAAAGGCAGGAUAUAGCAAGGGCAUGGCAUGGUAAAUGAAGGACGAGAUAUUGAGGUGUGGUAAUGUUGGUGUGUCUCUACACACACACACACACACACACGAGGCUGGCUCCUCGACUUGAAGCCACCAUAUAGACCCGUACCUAACUUAAGAAUAUACCAAUUCCAAAUAUGUAUACAU